Drosophila virilis is the source of this 708-nucleotide messenger RNA. Its product is annotated as divalent-cation tolerance protein CutA. The record is from RefSeq and is a predicted model, not a curated record. NCBI's taxonomy places the organism in Eukaryota, Metazoa, Arthropoda, Insecta, Diptera, Drosophilidae. Gene Ontology annotation, molecular function: copper ion binding. Gene Ontology annotation, biological process: response to metal ion.
CAAACAAGCAACAACUAUCGAUAGCGCGAUUUCAUAUGUCGGGCUACGGUUGACAUCGCCGACUUUUGUGUUGUUUUCAUUUCGCAACGUUUGAUUGGCCGAGCAAAGUGCAUUUAAUGCAAUAUCUGAGAAACGCAAGGUCGGUGCCCUCUCGUUGGCUACUCGCACGCAAUUUAUUACUUGUUGCUGCCGCUACUGCCGCUGUCACAAGUCGCACGGCCUUUGCCACAACCACAACCACUUGCACAUCGGCUAGUAGCUCGUUCAGCCAAAAUCAAAAUAACAAAAUGAGCGACAAGGCGUGUGAUCCAGCUUACAUCGCCGGCACCAGCUCCGUUGCGUUUGUAACCACACCCGACAAAGAGUCGGCUAAGAAACUGGCGCAUGGCAUCAUCGAACGCAAAUUGGCGGCCUGUGUGAAUAUAAUACCGCAAAUCGAGUCCAUCUACAUGUGGGAGGGUAAGGUAAACGAGGAUAACGAGUAUCUUAUGAUGAUUAAGACACGGACCGCUCGCAUUGAUGAGCUGAGCAAGUUUGUACGCGAGAACCAUCCAUAUAGCGUGGCCGAGGUAAUUUCACUGCCCAUACAGGCUGGAAAUCUGCCAUAUUUGAAUUGGAUAACCCAAACCGUGCCGGAGAAAGUGGAGAGCAAAGACUAAUCUGUUAUAUAAAUGCAAAUUAAAUAAACGAUUUAGAUCAUUAAGUUGA